This is a messenger RNA of Phaethon lepturus (White-tailed tropicbird), 1337 nucleotides long. RefSeq names its product testis-expressed sequence 11 protein-like. The transcript has 14 exons. Gene Ontology annotation, biological process: reciprocal meiotic recombination; synaptonemal complex assembly; meiotic cell cycle. NCBI's taxonomy places the organism in Eukaryota, Metazoa, Chordata, Aves, Phaethontiformes, Phaethontidae. The annotation marks the transcript as partial. Gene Ontology annotation, molecular function: protein binding. The record is from RefSeq and is a predicted model, not a curated record. Gene Ontology annotation, cellular component: central element.
GGCUCGUGCGGGAGCUGCUGAGGGAGGAGGCGCCGUCCCGCAUCGCCGCCCUCACUGAGGAGCUCUUCCAGGCUGCGGGGAGCGUCUCUGAGGAGGACGAGACCGGGGCUGAGGUUGAAGAGAGUGCAAUAAACCUGUGGAACUGGGCUGUGACUAAACACGCGGGUUCUGUUGUCAAUGACGAGCAAAGAGCUAAACUACGGUUUGUUGCUUGCAGACUGGUGUGCCUUUGUGAAGGCAGUGAUCCUCCUGAGGGAACUAUUCGAAGGCAGAUUUUGAUGUCUAUGAAAACUGGGAAAGGAUGGAUAGAUAUUGGAAAAGCUGAUCUUGCUGAUGGAUUUCUAGAGAUUGCCAUGACUAGUAUAGAAAAACUGUAUGCAAAGUUACUUAAGGGGAGCGAUGGUGAAGCAGAUAUUCAGGUGCACAAAGCUGAUGUGGAGAAGAACCUCUUCAAAGUACUCUCUUACCAGGCUGAAUCAGCAGUUGCUCAAGGGAAUUUUCAGAAAGCGGUGAUGUGUGUGCAGCGCUGCAAAGAUAUAUUGAUAAAAUUGCCAAAAGAGACCUGUUACCUGUCAAUCCUCUGUUACAAUUUUGGAGUGGAAACCUAUGAAUGGAAGAGGUAUGAACAGAGCUGCUUCUGGCUCAGCGAGAGUUACGACAUUGGCAAGAUGGAUGUGAAAUAUUCUGUUGGCAAAGAAAUGCAGGCUAAAGUGCUGCGAUUGUUAGCUACAGCCUAUUUCGAGUGGGAUUGCAAUCUGUAUCUUGACAAGGCAUUGAAAGCUAUAAGCUUGGCAAAUCAGGAGAAUUUGCAUCCAGCAGGGGUUUUUUUGAAAGUUAAAAUUCUUCUUAAAAGUGAAGCACCUGACGAAGAUAUCAACUCAGCUGUUGCAGAAUUCAUGCAACAUGAGAUGUCUUUAGACUUUUGUUUGAAUACUGCCAAACUGCUGCUGGAGCAUGGAAGGGAAUCAAUUGGUUUUGAUUUUCUGAAAUCUGUUCCUGAACGAUUUGAAUCUUCACCUGACCUUGGAAAAAUUACCCUGUUCCACGUUGAGUUCCUGUUGCAGAAUAAGAGGGAGCUGCUUGCUAAGCAAAAGGUUGAAGAAAUUAUUAUAGGUCAUUAUACUGGGAAACAGCUGUUGCCUGAAGCCUUGAACCGGCUGCACAUCAUCUUGUGGGACAGAGCUGCCAAACAUUAUGAGGCAAAAAGCUAUUCUGAAGCUCUCCACUGGUACAGUUAUGCGGUCAGCUUCUACACACCUGGGCAGAUAGAUCAGAAUUUGGCUAAGCUGCAGAGGAACAUGGCUUCUUGCUAUCUUCAUCUGAAACAAGUUGACAAG